CCGCUAACCAAUAGCAGCUUCGAGCUCAAAUGAAAACAAAACGAAAAUAAAUGGCGCCAUGAGAAUCAAGGAGGUGGUCGAUACGCGCAAUUUAAUGUCAAGACUUAGCAGUUAUUCCCUCUGUUUCUUAAUAAUCAGCUGUAAUGAUGGAUGCGUCAAAUACGCUUUUGAAGAGGCUAUGUUCUCACGUCACAGGGAUCAACGAUGAUCGAUUGGUGACACAUUUUCAGCUGGCUGUGAGUUUGUUAAAUGAGGGACCCUCUCAUCUUUCUGUCAAAGAUCAUAAUGUUGCUGAGAAAAUUAAGCGACGACUGGUCAGAGAAAAGCGACUAGAAGAUGCUGCUCGGUUUUCCGGCUUGAUGAACAGACUUCUAAAAUCGGCUGUCCUGCAGAAUAAAACGAGCAUUCUUAAAUUUUUCCUGGCACUGAGUCAGGAUAAUGCCUCAUACAGCAGCAUGCGGAUUGGGUCUCCAUCGUCAACUGCUCGAGCAUCACAUGAAAAUGGCCUGUGUAAUGGACAUAGAGAUGAUAUGCUCCACUUGCCCAAACUGCAUCAACACCUUGAUUCAAGUGUUCCCUCGGAAAACAUUUUAGCUGGCACUUCACCAAAAUACAUUGUCCCUGAAUCAAUUGAAAGUAGAUCAUCACUUGCCACAGGAAGUAACAGGGUGUCUCGUUUGGCAGAAAUGUAUAAAGUAGCAGCAAGAAAGAUUCCAGACUCACCUUUUGCAGAACUUCAGCACAGUUCACCAACAGUUGAUAGAUUAAAACUUCAUCAUCAGCAUCAUAAAAAUACUAGUUUUAAAGAAGCACUUAUUGAGGUGACGGAAAAAGUGUUAAUCAGAGAGGUGCUCUUUAUAUUCCAAGGGAUAGAAGGUAAAAUUAUCAAGAUGGAUGCUAAUAAAGAUGGAUAUAGAUUAGAUCCUAAGGUUCGUCUGUCACACAGUCAAAAGGAGAUAAUUCUCAAGCUAUCAGAUGUAGGUUGGUUAUAUAACAAAGUACAAAAUUUUUGUGAGUGGGGAGGGAGUAUUGCAGGGAAUGAGCGCACUAGUGACCGAACUGCAUCUGGCCUUGUCAAUCAAUCUCUGGUGUUGGCGUUGAGAGAAGAGCUAACUGAGUAUUGCAGACUCAUUGCUCUGCUGGAAGCACAGAUUCAAGAAGGAGGAGACACACCAAUGGGAGAGCCUUCUGGUGGCCUUACUUUACGUCGUUUGGUGAUGUGGACUCUUGAACCUCGGGCACGUCUGCGAGCUCUGGCUCAUCUUACACAUGCUGCUCGUGAAGUGUAUGGUGGUGCGUGUGUCUCGGCUAUAUAUCAGCACAUGCACCAUGGUAACCCAGGGCAUAGGGCUGUUGUGCGUCAUGUCCUCAGUUUGGCCUGCACACCUAUGUACGUAAUGCUAACUCAGUGGCUCUUAGAUGGCACAUUGGAGGACCCUCAUCAUGAGUUCUUCAUUGCUUCCGACCCCACUGUACCGGAUGAUAAACUAUGGCAGGAUAAAUAUUCUAUAAGAUGGUCUAUGCUGCCAAGCUUUAUCAACAAAUCUCAAGCACAAAGAGUUUUAGCAUCAGGCAAAUCCCUUAAUUUCCUUCGUAAUGUAUGUCACUUUCGUGCACCAAUAGCUGGCCGAGAUGCUAUCAAAACAGCGCUACAGCAAACAACAGUGGAGUCGCUGUUCACGCAAGAUGAAAGCAGUCAGCUGGAUGAGCUUAUAGGAUUAACAUUCAGAGAAACGUCUUGCCAUGUACUUGAGGAGAUCCUUACCAGACACAAGCUCAUGGAUCAUCUUCGUGCACUGCGUCGUUACCUCCUCCUCGGCCAGGGCGACUUUAUUCACUACCUCAUGGAAAUUCUCAAUCCAGAACUUGGGAGGCCAGCUACAAAUUUGUAUCCACACAACCUUUCAUCGCUCCUGGAGACUGCUGUGGCUGCAAGUAAUGCACAAUAUGAAGAACCAGAUAUUCUUAAACGUCUCGAUGUGAGACUUUUAGAAAUCUCUCCUGGUGACUUAGGAUGGGAUGUUUUUAGCCUUGACUAUCAUGUUGAUGGACCUAUUGGAACAGUAUUCACGGGUGAUUGUAUGCGCCAGUAUUUGAUGUUGUUCAAUGCUUUGUGGAAAGACAAGAGGAUGGAGAUGAUUCUCUCAGAUAUAUGGAAGGAACAGGCUGCCACAUCCAAGUUGUGUAGAGACUUGCCUGAAUUAGGAGUUGUUCUACAUGGUCUUCAGUUGCUGACGACGGAAAUGGUACAUCUAGUUCACCAAAUGGAAUACUACAUGACUUUUGAGGUGCUAGAGUGUUCAUGGCAUGGACUGAUGACCAAACUCAAGUCAGCUCAGAGCUUGGAUGACGUCAUAGCUGCACACAACCAUUUCUUAAACAGGAUUGUUGCAGGGGCACUUCUUGAUGCUGAAUCCAAGCAAGUAAGAACCCAUCUAAGAACAUUCUACAAUAUAAUCCAGAAUCUCAGGGGCCUCCAAGAGAGAUUGUCAGUAGCUGUAUCAACUGAAGUUAAUGCACGCAAAAAUGCUCUUGCUGAAGUUAAGGCAAGAACAGAUGCAGGUGAUUUUGGAACAUCAGUAGAACAUCAAGAAAUUGAAAAGAAGAGAAGAAAGGAGUUUAUAUCAAAAGUUGUUCCAAAAUUAAAAUCAGAUCUAAGAAUCAACACACAAACAUAUCGGGACAUGGUUCAGUCUUUCCUGCUUAUGCUAACACAACACGAAGACCAAAACCUACAUUUGCUGAGCACACGUCUUGAUUUCAACGAGUAUUAUCACAACCGUGACGACCGCCUCAAUCAACGCCUCACUUAUCAUCACAAGCGGAAGAGUAUGGGCACAUCCUUCUGCCAAUGAUCUCACAUGCCUGUAAUUACUGUUCAUGGUACAUUAUUUGAGUGCUUGAUUUCCUAUGGUGAAAUAUGUUCUUACUGAUCUGUGAUUAUAGGGCUUAUGGGCAUCUCCACCGAGCCAUGUGGAGCCACCAAUGAGGAGAACCACCCAUGGUGUGGAUUCAAAUGUCAUUAAAAAAUAAUUCGUAAGAUCCAGUGUCACUACUGUGCUAAAAAAUAAAAAAAAACUUUUUUUUUUGCCUUGCUUGGCUUUAUCUUCCGAACACACAGAGUAUACUGUAUAACUUGAUAUAUUACUGGAUUAACCUUUGGCAAAGCAUACUGAUUUACUGUGAACUAAACUAUAAAUUGUACUUCAUAAAAUUAUCUUCAAAAAGAUAUCAAUACUACAGAUUAUUAUUACAGUAUUAUUACUGCCACCACCACCAGGGUGGGACGUAACACCAAAACCCACCAGAGCUUCUUGAAACCAACCAUGCCUAUAUAAAACUAAUACAAAAUACUGUAUACCGAUCUUAUUAAAGCCCGAGUCAACUAACUACUAAAUCCCACCUAGCCGACCAAAACCCCCCUAAACACGCUAGUACCUGCCAAAACUCACAGUGCCAAUAAAAACCUCAAUCUACUCAAAACCAAACACAUGUUAAGUGUGAGAAAGUCUUGGGAGUAGGAUGGGGGGGAUGGUUCUGACGUCCUGUGUCACCCCCCAGUGUUGCAUCGCCCCAUUUGUAGACUAUAUUCAUGAUGCUGUGGAAAUCAUAAUUAUACAUCUGAUAUUUGCAAGAAUCUAGAAAACAGUUUAGUCAUGAGUUAUUUCUAUCCCUUUAGGGUUUUUGUGGUUUGCUAUUAACAUUUGUUUUUGAACUUUAAAUGCCCACUGAUCUUAUUUUAUAGAUCAAGUGUGAAGAAUAUUUCUAUUGGGGUGGUACGGCAUCAUAAUGCUAGGAUGAUGCAACAUAAUGCUGGGCUGGAGCAGUGUUAUAAUUCUGGGGUGGUGCAGCAUCAUAAUGUUGGGAUGGUGCAGUAUCAUAAUACUGGGAUGGUACAGCAUCAUUAUGCUAGGAUAGUGCAGCAACAUCACUACCACAGCACCUCUGUACCACAUCACCACCACCAUACCAUAGCAACUCCAUAUCACAUCAUCACCAUAUCACCUCCAUACCACAUCAGCAUAUCACCUCCAUACCACAUCACCACUGCACCUUCAUACCAUUUCACCACUUUCAUACCACAUCACCACCACAGUACCACAUCAUCACCACAGCACCUCCAUACCACAUCACUACCACAGAACCACAACACCACAUCACCAUGCCUUUCUACCCUUUUCUUAGAGCAAUCUAUGCUUAUUACACAAGUUUGAACCCAUACUUGGCACCCUGUUUUGAUGACCAUGCCUUGUGCAUGCCACAAUGUCUUUUAAUUCACUACAGCAGACUGUACUCAUUGCACAAUUCGCUACAGCACACUGUAUUCAUUGCACAAUUCACUACAGCACACUGUAUUCAUUGCACCACUUGUUCUGUAUCAGUUAAUAAUCCAGUCUGGGAACACCGCUCUUAAUCAUCUACGAUCAGAACACAUCUAGUAAUAUUUGUUUUAGGUGUAACUGAUUUGAUAGACAAUAAAUAUUCAACCUACACUGCAGCUGAAGCCUGCUUUGCAAUGUUUCAGUUUCAUUAUUUUUGUAUAAGGUUUUGUUAGUUUCAUUAUGUUCUACUUUUUUUCUCCCCACAGGGUAUUCAGUGGGUUAGGUAAUUGUUGGUUGGGUUGGUUUCAAAAUUUAUUCAUGCUGCAUUGUCUCUCUGUUAUCUUUUUUGUAAAUUUGUUCUUUAAACCCAAUGAGUGAAAUAUUACUCUGCAAUGUAAAUUUUUAUUUUUAUUAUACUGUAUGUCCUUGUAUAUUUUUAUAAGUGAUAUUCCAGCUGACCCCAGGAUAUGACGAUAUAAAAAUAUUUUGGGGAAAACAAUUUGGUUCUAAAGACCUUAAUUUGAGAUCUAUUUGCACACAGUUUUGCGUUUCAUCAAUAUUAUAGAGUGAAAUUUGCUAAAAAUAUUUUGUUUAUAAAAAUUACAUUUAAAUUUCAUAUUUAUAUAAAUGUACAAACAUUUAAGAAAGAUUAAUGUGUGCUGUAGCUCCAAAAAUCUAUAAAUUGGUAAGAUGGUGCACAUGUUACAAGAUCAUUAUAUUCUAAGGUGUUACAGCUUAGAAUAUGAUCCAUAUUUUACCUGCUACAACUCGUGCUUCAAGUUUACGUGUUACAACAUUAUGCUCAAUGUUUACUUACUGCAGCAUCAUGCACCAGGUUUACUUAAUGGUCUCACACCUUUUAAUACAUUAAAGAUCUAUGAAUACAUUUUUUUAUAUACUGUAAUUCAUAUUAAAUUAAAUUUACUGAAUGAGUUCCCAUUGAACUCCGGCAUCACCUUGAGAAUGCAUCCAUCUACAAAAUUAUUUUGUUGAAUCUUGGUUUGGAAGAGAUGCUUUCCUUGUUUACUAGCUUGAAAUGGUUGUAGCUCAGGUUUACUGUAGCAGAAAAUCCAUGUUUUUCAAUUUGAGAAACCUCUGUAAGACCAAGAACUCACAGGGAUGAUCAGUCUCAUCUGUAAUCAGUUGACUUGUGCCUCAAGUGUCAUUUCUAUAUAGUAUUUUUGUAUUGCUUUGUUUAUUAUUUUAUUUAUAAUCACUCUCAAGGGGAAUAAAAAUAUAAAUCAACAAGGUACUAUUUUCAGGGUUGCCAUUACUAGAAGGAUGCCUAGCAAGAAUGAUCAGAUCUGAGGAUCCCUACUAGAGUUCAAAGGUACUAUGAAUUUGUAGUAGAGUCCAUGCUAAUGUAGUGCUUCAGUUCAUAUCAAAUCAAGCACCAUUGUAUCUCGCAGCAGACAAAAAAUAUUUUGCAAAAAAAAACAAAAAAAAUUGACCAGUGGUCUUAUCAACCAGCAGGUAUCAUUUAUGCAUGUAUUUUUUUCUUAGUCACAUAAUUUUAACCGGUUAGCUUGCUUAGGAUUUUAUCUUGUUUAGUCUUUUCUUCCCAGUUUUGAUGGGUGCAGCACACUUUAGGGUGCUCUCAGUAACACAUGGUGCCAAACACACUGACAGCAGUCAUCCUGUUGACAGGCAGCCGUCAGCCAUGUAGACGUUUUAUUCAAGUUCUGUAAUAUUCACAGUUUAGUAUGCCAUUUUAUUUAGCUGUACUGCUUUUUUUAAUAAAUAAAUAAUAAGACAUGCAAGUGGGAUAAUGGAUAAUGUGUGCAUCACUCGGUCCAUCAGCUAUACAUCAUUUGGUGUGCCUAGUAGUACCUUGUGUUGGGUGACAGUGUGAACAGCAUCCUUGGCUAGAGAACCUUGACUGGCCUGACAAACUUCCUAACUCUGACAGUGGAAAAUCAGAUGAAGCCACUUGGAACACUCACAGAUGCGCUUGAAGUAGUUAUUGAUCUAUUAUUCAUGAGUAAGAUAACCAUCACAGAUGAGACAUGUUUAAUGUGUUGGGUAAAUACAGCUGAGUGUACAUGUAUAAUGUGUCGGGUAAAUACAUGAAAAUGGUAACGAAUUACCUAAAUGACCAGAAAUUGAUAUUUUUUUCAGAAGGUUCUUCACAAUAUAUGAGGCACAGAUAAUCUACCAUAUAAAGUAAUAUAAAAACACAAAUAAAAAUAACUAAUAUUUUUGUGGA
This is a messenger RNA of Procambarus clarkii (red swamp crayfish), 6528 nucleotides long. Its product is annotated as gamma-tubulin complex component 3 homolog. Gene Ontology annotation, biological process: mitotic cell cycle; meiotic cell cycle; cytoplasmic microtubule organization. Gene Ontology annotation, molecular function: microtubule minus-end binding; gamma-tubulin binding. Lineage: Eukaryota; Metazoa; Arthropoda; Malacostraca; Decapoda; Cambaridae. The record is from RefSeq and is a predicted model, not a curated record. Gene Ontology annotation, cellular component: gamma-tubulin complex; equatorial microtubule organizing center; centrosome.